AUGGCAACUCUUGAACAAGCAGACCCGCGGCAAUUGUUCAAUACUUCGUGGACCACCCACCGUCUCUCCCCUCUUCAUCAUGGGAAGGAUUGUGAAACGCUCCUGGACAACCAGGUCGCCUUGAAAACAUAUGCAACGCGUCUGCGGGAUCAUCUCACUGGCAACAUCCUUGCUGGGUUCCAGACAAGCACCAGCGCACUAGAAGACGACGCGCUCUCUAAAACAGGCGCCCUCCGAGCCUGUCAAUGGCAGCCAAUCCGCGCACCGCGCAACACAGUGUCUAUCAGUUCCCAGAAACCCACCUUCUCUGGAGUUCUAAUAACUUUGCAAUACGAAAACAUCACCUACAAAGUAGCGUUGCUAGCAGACACAGAAUCAACCCCGAAUCAACGCACGGGAUCCACAUCUCUGCCUCUCCUCCUAACCAGGUUGCCAACCGGGCUCCGACAAACGUUCCUCACAUUCAUAUCCACCAACUUCGACACGUACUGCUCACCCCUGCGUCUACCAUCGAGCUUCCUCUGCGCUGGCCUAGAGACAUACAUCGAUGCACUGGGUAGCCAGGGUAAUUCCGAGGCAAUUGCAGCAGAUGUAAUCAAAGAAUUACAGCUUACGCUCUCACUUUCUCCGUCGAUCGCACCGGCGCUGCGAUCUGUCAAUGUGAGCGUGACACGGUCUUCACUGGCAGACUUCCUGCGCGAUCAACCGGGACAGUCGACAUCGCGCACUCUCGAGUCGAAAUUGCGUAGCCCUUUGCUUCCCAAUCUUACUUCAUAUCUGGAGACGCAUCUGGCCAUGAAUGUGGAUUUGGAUGGGUCGUCCUCGAAUCAGGCUGCUAGAAAACAUGUACGGCUGUCGAAGGUUGCCUGUGCUGCGUUCGUUUUGGGCGAGGGCCGUGUGAAGCUGGUUGUUGCUGAUGAUGAGGACAAUGGCGAUGAUGAUGACGGUUCCCGGGCCCGAGGUGACGGGAACAAUGUUUCUCUAGUGGCAGGGGAAGCGCUUCUACGUUCGGUGAUCCGGAAAGCUGCUGUGGGGGAUCAUUCGGCUACGUGA
This is a messenger RNA of Penicillium bovifimosum, 1053 nucleotides long. RefSeq lists its product as uncharacterized. The record is from RefSeq and is a predicted model, not a curated record. NCBI's taxonomy places the organism in Eukaryota, Fungi, Ascomycota, Eurotiomycetes, Eurotiales, Aspergillaceae. The transcript has a single exon. The coding region runs from base 1 to 1053 and encodes 350 amino acids.